Molecule: messenger RNA, 3410 nt
Organism: Tribolium castaneum (red flour beetle)
Lineage: Eukaryota; Metazoa; Arthropoda; Insecta; Coleoptera; Tenebrionidae
Exons: 4
Coding region: 290-3364 (1024 amino acids)
Biological process (GO): protein processing
Cellular component (GO): mitochondrial matrix
Molecular function (GO): metalloendopeptidase activity; metal ion binding
Source: RefSeq, a predicted model, not a curated record
GUUUUUUACUUUUCCACUAACAGUUUUGUUUUGAAAGUUAAUAAUUCAAAUAAUUAAUUAAUUUUGUUGAUUUCUUAGUUAUUUUCCGGGACGUAUAUGAGUUAUUUGUGCUGUACGUUGUAAUUGUGAACUGAUAGUGUAAAUUGUGCAUGAAAUUCAAGACCUCGAAACGAAUAACUUUGGCAAAUAAAGGUUAUAUCAAACAAAAUGCGAGGUUAUGUCAUGUCUGACUCGUGAGCAGUGUUGAAUUUUUAUUUAAAUCCGCAAAACUUAUCGUAAUUAAAAGAAAAUGUGGUACAAACACUUGGGACCCCACCUAAAAUCACUCACGCCGUUUAACAAAAUCCUCCGACAAGCCUCCCAAGCCGUUCCAAGAAAAGUAAUAACCGAAAACAACGACUUAAACGUAUUUAAAGUCGGCCACAAACUGCACGGCUUUUUGGUAAAGGAUGUGCGUGAAAUUUCCGAAUUCCGGCUCACGGCCAUUUACCUCAUCCACGAGCAAACGCAAGCGGCGUAUCUCCACUUGUACCGAAACGACAACAAUAACGCAUUUGGAAUUCAGUUUCGGACCACGCCGAUGAACAGCACGGGCUUGCCCCACAUUUUGGAACACACGGUUCUGUGUGGGUCGAAGCAGUUCCCAGUGAGGGACCCCUUCUUCAAAAUGCUAAACCGCUCACUUGCCACUUUCAUGAACGCCUUCACCGGCUCGGAUUACACUGUUUACCCCUUCAGCACGCAAAACUUAAGCGACUAUCGCAACUUGCAAAAGAUUUACUUAGACGCGGCUUUUCGUCCGAAUUUGAAAGAACUCGAUUUCAUGCAAGAGGGGUGGAGGCUUGAAAACGUCAAUCCGAACGACAACUCCACCCCUUUGAUCAUAAAAGGGGUAGUUUACAACGAAAUGAAAGGGGCGUUUUCCGAAAACGACAAUCUCCUGUUACAAAAAAUGCAAAAUCUCAUUUUGCCCGACCACACUUAUGGGGUUAUUUCGGGGGGCGAUCCCAUGGAAAUUCCGAACUUGACGUGGGACGAUUUGAAGGAGUUUCACAAGAGACAUUACCAUCCCAGUAACUGUAAAUUUUAUUCUUACGGGAAUUUUCCAUUAUCGCCAUCUUUGGAUUACAUAAACAAGGAGUAUUUAUCGCAAUACAAGUAUGAACCAAUGAACCACACAGCUGUGCCUAGACAAGCCCGCUGGAGCGCCCCUAGGCGCGAACAUAUCAAUUCACGUUUCGAAAAUAUGAAAGAACCUCUCGAAAGGCAAAACACGGUUUCUAUUUCGAUUCUUUUGUCCGACAUUACCGAAAUUUACGAUACGUUUUUGAUGAAUUUCGUUGCGGAAUUGCUGAUAAAAGGCCCGAAUUCGCCCUUUUAUAAAUCGAUGAUUGAGCCGAAUUUUUCGGGAGGUUUUACUCCAUCAACUGGCUACGAUACUCAGCCUCGGGACAGUAUCUUCACUGUCGGUCUUCAAGGCUUGAAGAAGGAAGAUUUUGAUAAAGUCGUCGGGUUAUUUGAUAGUACUUUAGACCAAGUCGUAAAUAACGGAUUUGACCAGAAACACAUCGACUCUGUUCUACAUCGUUACGAACUUUCGAUAAAACACGAAACUUCCAAUUUUGGUCUCAAUUUGAUCGUUGGGCUGACGCCGACGUGGAAUCACAACGGUGAUAUUUUGACAGCGUUACAAGUUAAUAAGAUGAUCGAUAAGUUGCGGAAAGAAAUGAAGCAAGACAGUCACUACUUGCAAAACAUCGUCAAGCAGUACUUUAAAGAUAAUAAUCACCGGUUGGUUUUGACAAUGUCGCCUGAUAUGGACUACGAGAAGAAGCAACAAGCGCAGGAGCAAGAACUGAUCAAGAAGAAGACUGAAACGUUGACCGAUAGCGACAAAGAGGUGCUUUUCAAGAAAUGUCUGGAGUUGCAAAAGUUCCAAAACCAGCAGCAAAACACCGACAUUUUACCGACUUUACUCAUUGAAGACAUUAGCAACGAAGUUGAGAAAAUUCCCCGGGAAAAAGUCACGAUUAACUCAGUCCCUGUACAAAUCAACAAAGUCAAUUCUAACGGAAUCGUCUACUUCAAGGCGCUUCUAAGCACCGUGGAACUCUCCCCCGAGCAGCAAAUGCUACUGCCUCUAUUUUGUUACGUCAUCAAUAAACUGGGGACCGAUAAGUUGAAUUACCGCGAAUUUGAUAAUUUCAUGAAUCGACGAACGGCCGGCUUAAACCUUGAGCCGUUUAUUGCAGAAAGUUUGUUUCAAUUACACAAUUACGAACCUUCGAUUAAAAUUUCAAGCUAUUGCCUGGAAAAAAAUGCUGACGCAAUGUGGGAAUUGUGGUCGCAAAUUUUCAACAUCACCAAGCUUCGUGAUGUUGAAAGGUUUCAAAUGUUGACUCAACUUUACAUGACUGAUUUAACAAACGGCGUAGCCGAUUCCGGACAUAUUUACGCAAUGCAAGCCUCUGCAGCUCUUGUAUCCGGAACUGCAUAUCAAAGGGAACUGCUCUUAGGACUCCAGCACAUGCAAUAUAUGAAGAGGUUGAUGGGAACUUCGCACUAUAAGGCCGUCUUGGAUGAGAUUCUCAACAUCGCUAAGAUUAUUUUCAGCAAAAAUAACAUGAGGUGCGCGUUUAACAUUUCCCAAGAAAACCAGUCAAAAAUAAUGAAAACGUUCGCCAACUUUACUAAACAAAUUCCCGAGAGUGCCACAAAGCCCUCGCAGGACCGCAGCUACGUCGAGGGAAAAGUUUGGGCUCCUGUCAAUGCUGUAAACUGCCAGCACCACGUCUUGAACGUCCCUGUGAAUUACUGCAGUAAGGCUAUACUCACGUCCCCUUACAACAACAAGGACUACGCGAGGUUGAGGGUGUUGGCGCGGCUUAUUUCCGCCAAAUACCUCCACCCGGAGCUGAGAGAGAGACAGGGGGCUUACGGCGGCGGCGCCCGAAUGACGAACGACGGCGUUUUCGUCUUUUACAGCUACCGUGACCCUAGGAAUUUGCAAACUUUGGACGUUUUUGACAACACCUACAAGUGGCUGCAGGAGAAUUUGGAUAAAGUGACUCCGCAAGAAAUCCUCGAGUCGAAGUUGGGGGUGUUUCAGGCCGUCGAUGCGCCGGUUCCGCCGAGUCAAAAAGGCUGUGAUGAGUUCCAGAGGAGGCUCACGCCGGAUGUGCUACAAAGACACAGAGCGGAAAUAAUGUCGGUUGAUAAGAACGCGUUGAUAAGUGUGACGGAGAAGUAUUUAGUCGAGGGUGAUCCAACGAUGAGUGGAAAAGUCGUAUUGGGGCCAAAGAGUGAUAAAUUUGAUACAAGUAGUAGGUCUAGCGAAAUGUGGACAGUUAUGGAAAAUGAGUGAAAUUUCAUGUACUUGUUAAUUGUUCAAUAAAUUCUGCUUUGUUGUA